Messenger RNA from Sordaria macrospora k-hell, 1803 nucleotides. RefSeq lists its product as uncharacterized. The record is from RefSeq and is a predicted model, not a curated record. Lineage: Eukaryota; Fungi; Ascomycota; Sordariomycetes; Sordariales; Sordariaceae. Gene Ontology annotation, molecular function: FAD binding; oxidoreductase activity.
AUGUCAUCAUCAGAAGAAAACGUCGACGUCCUCAUCUGUGGCUCCGGCUCAGCCGGUCUCUGCGCCGCCGUCUGGCUCGCCCGCUUCGGCAUCAACUACAAGAUCCUUGAGCGCCGCGAUGGUCCUCUCAAGAUUGGUCAGGCCGAUGGUGUCCAGACCCGUACCGUUGAGAUCUUCGACAGCUUUGGCAUCGGCGAGGACAUGCUAAGGGAAGCCUAUCAUGUGCUCGAACUAGCGUUUUGGGCGCAAAACAUCGAAGGAGGAAACAAGGACAACAUCAAGAGGACACGCUAUGCCCCUGACAAGGAAACCGAGAUCAGCCACCAGCCACACGUCAUCCUUAACCAAGCCCGUCUCAACGAGUUGAUGAUGAGCCAGCUCGGUUCCCAACCGCCUAUCCAGUACAGCACCGAAGUCAAGGGGGUCCAAGUCGAUGAGUCCGCCGACAUCACCGACCUUGACUCUUAUCCUGUCCACGUCGACGCCGUCACAACAGCCGACGGCGUCUCCAAGACCUAUCACGCCAAGUACGUGCUCGGCUGCGACGGCGCCCAUUCCGUCAUCCGCAAGUCUCUCGGGUUCAAGAUGGUCGGCGACAGCACCGACGCCGUCUGGGGCGUCAUGGACAUCUACCCGCUCACCAACUUCCCCGACAUCCGCAAAAAGGCCGCCAUCAACUCGUCCGUCGGCAACCUGCUCAUCAUCCCGCGUGAGGGCGACGCCAUGGUGCGCUUCUACAUUGAGCUUCCCGCGGGCACCAACGCCAAGAACGUGACUUUGGAAGACCUGCAGAACCACGCCAAGCUCAUCUUCCGCCCUUACGAGAUGGAGUUUGCCGACACCUUCUGGUGGUCCGCCUACGCGAUCGGCCAGCGAAGAGCCGAUUACUUCCACAAGAACCACCGCGUUUUCCUCACGGGCGACGCCUGCCACACCCACUCGCCCAAGGCCGGGCAGGGCAUGAACGUCAGCUUGCAAGAUGGUCAUAACAUUGGCUGGAAGCUGGGCAUGAUUCUCAAGGGACUCGGCAAGCCCAAGCCGCUGCUGGAGUCGUAUGUCAUUGAAAGGGAGAAGACGGCCACGGAGCUGAUUGAGUUUGAUAGAGCGUUCACCAAGCUGUUUAGUUCCAAGUAUAGGGAGGAGCACGGUAUCAGCCAGGAACAGUUUGCUGAGAAGUUUGUCCAGGCGGGGAGGUACACGGCCGGUCAGGCGAUUCAAUAUGAUGCUUCGGGCGUGGUGGAGAUUGGGGAGAAGGAUAAGGAGCUUGUGAGGAACGUCACGGUUGGUAUGAGGUUCCCGACUGCGCAGGUGGUCAGGUUCUGUGAUGCCAAGGCUAUGCAGCUGGUGAAGGGUUUGCCCGCCAAUGGACAGUGGUACUUGGUUGUGUUUGCGGGAGAUAUUUUGCAGGAGGAGAGCAAGGCAAGACUGGAAAAGGUCUCUCAAGCCCUCGACAACGUCGCCAAACGCUUCACUCCCGCUGGUGCCUCUCCAGAUAGCAUCAUUGAUCGCGUGCUCGUCAUUUCCGGUGACAGGACAAAGGUUGAGCAGGAUCGAAUUCCAGAGUUCUUCACUCCUGUAACAGGAAAGUGGCAGCAGAAGAAUCUGUUCAAGGUGUAUGCGGACGAUGAGAGCUACAACUCCGGACAUGGCCACGCUUAUGAGGCCUAUGGCGUUGAUCCAGCAAAGGGAGCGUUGGUCAUUGUCAGGCCGGAUCAUUACAUAGCAAAGGUCUCUGCAUUGGAUGACGGCAUUGAGCAGUCGACACAAAAGUUCUUUGGGGGCUUCUUGUCGCCAAUAGCUUGA